CGACAGAGAGCAAAUAGGCAGGACAACACACCACUAAUGCAUCGCAGGCUGGCAUUGAUGCUCCUCGCGAGUGCUCGCGCGCUGCGGCCGAUUGCAUCGCUGCGUGGUGGAGCCAAGACGCUGCGCAGGGCCUCCGCUGCACCCACAAUGUCAGACACGCACCCUGCGGCGUCCUCAACUCCAGAAGGCGUGCGCGAUCGUCUAGGUUUCGCAACGCAACUACGCCGGCGCCGGGACAGCGAACUCACCGGAUGCGACCGACGCAGGCACUUCGACUACUUAGUGAUCGGCGCCGGCAGCGGCGGCAUCGCCUCGGCGCGCCGCGCGGCCACGCAUGGUGCGGAACGCAGCGUCCAAGCGAGCGCACUCACAGAGCUCACGCCAUCCGCUCCGCAGGCGCCAAGGUCGCCGUCUGCGAGAAAGGAGCCCUGGGCGGCACCUGCGUCAACGUGGGCUGCGUGCCCAAGAAGGUCAUGUACAACGCCGCGCACAUCAUGGAGUGCGUGCAUGACGCUCCCCUCUACCAGUACUCGGGUACGGAGUCCGUCAAGUUAGAUUGGAACAAGUUGAAGACCGCGAGAGACAACUACGUCACGAGACUGAACGGUAUUUAUGGGAGGAACAUGGAAGGGAGCGGUGUAGCUAAACUCGAAGGUCUCGCGUCGUUUACCGGCCCGAACGAGGUGGAAGUCGCUGGUACGAAGUACACCGCAGACAACAUAUUGAUUGCGGUCGGCGGCAAGCCCACGAUGCCCGCCGAUCUCGAGGGCGUGGAGCACUGCAUCUCGUCGGACGGCUUCUUCCUGCUCGAAGAGAUGCCGUCUUCGGCGCUCGUCGUGGGCGCCGGGUAUAUCGCCGUCGAGAUGGCGGGCAUACUCCAUGCUCUAGGAUGCGAGACGGAGUUGGCUGUUCGAGGGGAAAAGCCGCUGCGGGCCUUCGACGACCUCAUGAGCGACACGCUCGUGUCGGAGAUGGCGCGCCAAGGGUUAACCCUGAGACCGAAGACGACGAUCGGGAAAGUGGAAGACAUUAAUGGAAAGAAGCGCGUCACGCACACGGACGGCACGGUGCUCGGGGAGUACGACGAGGUCCUCCUAGCCGUAGGACGAGAGCCAUUAACGGGCCCUCUGGCCCUCGACAAGGCCGGCGUCAAGCUCGACGACAAGAACAGAUAUAUUGCGGUGGACGACUUCCAGAACACGUCUGCGGAAGGCGUCUACGCGCUCGGGGACGUCUGCGGCAACGUGGAAUUGACGCCCAUGGCCAUCGCUGCGGGAAGACGCCUCGCGGAUCGCUUAUUUGCUAAUGUAAACGGCAAGGCCGACUACAGCGACGUGCCCACAGUAGUCUUCUCGCACCCGCCCAUCGGCACGGUCGGACUGACCGAGAAGCAAGCGGUAGAAAAGUACGGCGAAGGCAACGUCAAGGUCUGGACGAGUACUUUCGUUAAUUUAUGGUACGGCCCGAUGCCGAUCGACCCGGCCGACAAGCCGCGCACGGCCAUGAAGAUGGUGACCGCGGGCAAGAACGAGCUGAUCGUGGGACUGCACGUCAUCGGCGUCGGUGCUGAUGAAAUGUUGCAAGGAUUCGCGGUGGCCGUGAAGAUGGGGGCCACGAAGGCGGACUUCGACUCGUGUGUGGCCUUGCAUCCCACGGCCGCGGAAGAGUUCGUGACGCUCGCGCCGUGGGGCGAGGGCGCCGGGGACAAGAAGGGUUUAGGAGAGAAGCCCGUACCUCAGAUCUAAGUAGAGUGAUACGUAUA
Molecule: messenger RNA, 1762 nt
Organism: Pelagomonas calceolata
Lineage: Eukaryota; Pelagophyceae; Pelagomonadales; Pelagomonadaceae
Source: the annotation of a GenBank genome assembly